Molecule: messenger RNA, 861 nt
Organism: Anthostomella pinea
Lineage: Eukaryota; Fungi; Ascomycota; Sordariomycetes; Xylariales; Xylariaceae
Source: the annotation of a GenBank genome assembly
AUGAAUACACCCACCCUUCUUCCUGUGCCCUACUUUGCGCCAGAAGAACAGCUGCCCGGCCCGCUUCCUACGUUUGAGGAAAUACUCGCGGGAAAGGAAGCAGAUGGGUAUGAUGAUCCUGAAUGUGUGCAGAUCGGGUGGAAGCAAGUGAACCGCGUUGGUGAGCAUUUCGUGGUUAAAUUUGGGGCUGGCGUCAACUUCCUUGAUGGCCAGAACCUGAACUUCGUCAAGAACAACACCUCCAUCCGAGUCCCGGCCCUGUACGCCAUGUACGAGCGCGAGCAUGAGGGCAAAAAUAUGCUGGUAAUCGUCAUGGAGGCCAUUGCGGGAAUGACUCUCGAACAGAAGCUCCCAGACCUCGAUGCUGCGGGGAGAGAAGCUAUCACGAUGCAGCUACGAGCUUGCUUCGACCAGCUCCGAGGCAUUCCAUCGCCAGAUUAUUACAGAAAUAUAGCCCGUCAACCGGACGACUUCGAGGAAGGGCCGUUCACCUCAGCUGAGGCAGCGAGCCACAACAACGUCAUACACUGUUUCCUCCACGCCCCUGGGAGUACUGGUCCACCUGUCUUCACCCACGGAUCAUUGCACGUCGCGAACGUCAUUGUUCAGCCCGACGGAGCCAUCUCUAUAAUUGACUGGGAAGACGCCGGAUUCUACCAAGCGUACAUCGAGUACCUCGGCGCUAUAAAGAUGGAAAUGGGCACUGUAGAAUGGAAAACUGAGAUGAUCCCUGGAAUCCUCGAUAGCUUUCCUGAACAGUUGAAGCUGGUGCUCACGCUUAGAGAGGAAUUUGACAGCAGAGACGAUGAGUUUGAUCGCGAUGAGGAUGAAUUGUAUCGCCGUUCCGAGUCGAAGCAAUAA